Messenger RNA from Rhineura floridana, 1350 nucleotides. RefSeq names its product glutaredoxin 3 (gene GLRX3). NCBI's taxonomy places the organism in Eukaryota, Metazoa, Chordata, Lepidosauria, Squamata, Rhineuridae. The record is from RefSeq and is a predicted model, not a curated record. The transcript is spliced from 11 exons. Bases 133 to 1131 code for a protein of 332 amino acids.
CUUCAAAGUAAAAGCCUACGCGUGCGCAGCCUUAGCGGAGGAGGUAGGCUGGGAAAUAAAGUGUGGGUUUAGCACCUCCCCGAUCUUCCCUUCCCUCCCUGCUUGGCCGCGGCGCGGAGAUCAGCACCAGCUAUGGCGGCGGAAGGAGGAGCAGCAGCUGUAGUGGAAGCGGCAUCCGCCGGCCAAUUCCACGAUGUGCUGCAGCAGCCGGGCAGGUGUUUAGUGGUGGUUCAUUUUUGGGCGCCAUGGGCUCCGCAGUGUGUUCAAAUGAACAGUGUCAUGGCUGAACUAGCAAAGGAGCACCCACAGGUUACAUUUGUGAAACUGGAAGCUGAAGCGGUUCCUGAAGUGUCUGAAAAAUAUGAAAUUACUUCAGUUCCAACAUUCUUGUUUUUUAAGAAUUUGCAAAAAAUUGACCGAUUAGAUGGCGCUCAUGCACCAGAACUGACCAAAAAAGUUCAGCGUCACGCAUCUAGCUUGACUAUUCCUCCUGGUUCUAAUGACAAUGUUAAAGAAGACCUAAGUGUACGACUCAAGAAACUGAUCAGUGCUGCCCCCUGCAUGCUGUUUAUGAAGGGAACGCCUCAGGAACCUCGUUGUGGCUUCAGCAGACAAAUAGUGGAGAUUCUUAACAAACAUAACAUUGUGUUUAGCAGCUUCGAUAUAUUUUCUGAUGAAGAAGUACGUCAAGGCCUGAAAACCUACUCCAACUGGCCUACUUAUCCACAGUUAUAUGUAGCAGGGGAACUUAUAGGUGGACUGGAUAUUGUCAAGGAACUUGAGGCUUCUGGAGAACUGGAUACAAUCUGCCCCAAGGCACACAAAUCAGAGGACAGUCUUAAAGACCUGAUCAACAAAGCUUCUGUGAUGCUAUUUAUGAAAGGAAAUAAAAAGAUGGCAAAGUGUGGAUUCAGCAAGCAAAUUAUAGAAAUUCUAAACAAUACUGGUGUUGAAUAUGAGACUUUUGAUAUAUUGGAGGAUGAAGAGGUGCGGCAAGGAUUAAAAAAGUAUUCAAACUGGCCAACCUACCCCCAGUUGUAUGUGAAAGGGGACCUUGUUGGAGGCCUGGAUAUUGUUAAGGAGCUAAAAGAAAAUGGUGAAUUGAUGUCUGUCCUGAAAGGAGAAAAUUAAUGUACCACAUGGACACGUUAAUGAAGACCAUUGGAAUAUAAAAAGUAUGGUUAAUCGCAGUGGAAUGAUUCAUGACUUGCUGGAAGGAAUAGAAUGCAGGUUUCUGACUUCCUGCUAAUGCUUAUAAGACCAUGCUACAGGUGUAUGUAAAUGUAGGUUUUCACCUCAAAUGUAAAGUUGUAAGCAUCUUCAAAUUGAAUUAAAGUUGGAAUUCAACAA